AUGGCAAAUCAGAUUGCUGCAUUAGCAAAUACUCGGAUUGAUAACAAUAAUGAUCGUCGUGAACAACCAGAGGACGAAGAGCACCAAUUUGAUCCGACGCACAUUUCUGAGACAAUUCGAGUUAAAGAUGCUCGGCCUCCACGGAAUGAAGAAGCUUGGCCCUCGCAAAACGAGCACGGGAAACCAGAAAAUGAGGAUACCGAGCCUGAUAACGCUGUGGGGCUAUUCACAGCCAAAGUUAUGAAUUUCAAGCUACCAAGAAUAUUCACUCUCCCACCGACCUUAACCGCUUUCAAUGGGUUAGGAGACCCGAAGAAAUACCUCAAAAUUUUCAAAUUCAUAAUGAUCGUAAAUGGUGUUUUCGAUUCCAUCUUAUGUCGUUAUUUUUCAUCUUAUUUAGAUGGCCAUACACUUGAUUGGUUUUGUUCUUUGCCUGCAGAUUCUAUCUCUCAUUUUCGGCAGCUAGUGAAGCUUUUUGAGGAUCACUUUGUUGGAUCCGCAAUCUACUUACAUAACUCGGACUACCUGAACACAAUCAAACAAGGCCAGAAUGAAAGUUUAAAGGACUACAUGACUCUCUUUACAAAAAUCGCCAUGAGCAUACCAGAUCUCCACCCUGAGGUACUUUUGCAUGCCAUCAAGAGUGGACUCCGACCAGAGAAAUUCCAAGAAACAAUUGCAGUAGCCAAGCUAAAUACUCUGGCCGAGUUCCGGGAAAAAGCAAAAGGACAAAUGGAUAUUGAGGAGCUUCAACAAGGUCGAAAGGGGACAAACCUCAGUACAAAGAUGAAGAGGGACGACAUCAUCAAAGAAAUCCUCAACUCCAAGAUGAUCAAGCCUCCGCAAAAAGCCGACACCUAUCAAGAGGUAAAAAAUGUCGACAAAUCCAAAUAUUGCACUUUCCAUCAGAAGCACGGACACACCACUGACGAAUGCGUUAUCGCCAAGGACCUCCUAGAGAAACUGACGAAGGAUUAA
This is a messenger RNA of Arachis ipaensis, 978 nucleotides long. RefSeq lists its product as uncharacterized. Lineage: Eukaryota; Viridiplantae; Streptophyta; Magnoliopsida; Fabales; Fabaceae. The record is from RefSeq and is a predicted model, not a curated record.